GCGACCCUUCGCCAUAUCGCUACUCGACGGUGCACCAGAGAUGGUUCCGAUUGAUCCCGUAAAUCUUUGCCCGAUCGAGUGGACUCGUCAAUGAGAGAUCUUUUCGGCGCAUGGAGUUUAACGCUACGCGACGAGUCCUCGAAUAAUCGGAGAGACUUUUGGAAAACGAAGGAUCCAUCAUGGAAGAGCUGGAGGUGCAACAGGAGCUCAGAGACCAAGUGGGGAGUCUGACGUUUUCCCCGCCCCCCAUGAAGAAAUCCGACACGAGGGACAGCAUCUCCUCGGUGGACAGCGACGUGAGCCUGUCGUUUGACCGAAGGGGGUCCAAGGGUGAAGAGGCCGACUUGUCCGAUUGCGGAAGUUCCGACUGCGAAGGCAAGGCCUCCGAGAUACUGGGUAGGUCGCUCAAGCAUAGUAACGACUCGGGAGCAAACUCCUUCGACGACAUCGUUCCCAGGGAAUCGAGCACCCCGAUAGCGACCUUUUCUUUAGAGAAAUCUGCCGUUUCCGAAACCACUAGUUCUGGUGCUGCUGGUGCCAUCGACACCAGUUCCAAUACCGCCCUCGGAGACUUCGUUCCGCCCAGCGACGAGCUCGCCGACAGAAUCUGUGCUCAAGUUGAGUUCUACUUUUCCGAUGAGAACAUUGUCAAGGACGCGUUCCUCCUUAAACACGUGAAAAGGAAUAAGGAAGGUUACGUUUCGCUCAAACUUAUCUCGAGCUUCAAGAGAAUCAAACACCUGAGCAGGGACUGGAGGGUCGUUGGAAUCGCCCUGAAGAGAUCUAAGAAGAUCGAAGUGAACGAACUCGGUACCAAACUCAGGAGAGUCGAUCCUCUACCGCCAUUCGACCAAACCACUCCAUCGAGGACCGUCUUAGCUGCGAAACUUCCCCUCGAGAAGCUAUCCGUCGAAUCUGUUGCCGAAAUCUUUAGUCAGUGUGGCGAAAUCUCACUGAUCAGAGUCCUGAAGCCUGGGCAUCCGAUUCCCGCGGAAAUACGACAAGCAAUCGCAAAGAGACCGGAGCUAACGUCAUCCGAAAACUGCGCCUUGGUAGAAUUUACCGACUCUGCCUCAGCCAGAGCUGCUCUGCAGCUGAAAUUAGGCGAGGCGAAGAUCUACGAGCUGCAUCACUCGGGCGAAAAGAAAAGGAAGGCUUCCCCGGCGAAGAAGAGCGCCGUUGCCAGGUUAGCCGCGGAAGAGACAUAUAAUUCAUCCAGCUGCGCCAGUGGGUCUGAAACCGAGGAUGCCAGAACGAGACAUAAGAAGCCGAUGUACGGUCAUCCAAUUUACCACGUCUACCCUGGACAAUCUUUUCCAGGUCCACCAUCUCCAGAAGCCUGGCUAUCUAGAAGACUCUCAUCGUGCUCGCUAUCGAGCUCGGACAACGGCUUCUUUCUGCGACGUCUCUCGUCCUGUUCCAGCUCUGGUUCCGGAUCCGAGGGAAACGGCUACACAAGAAGGUUCUCCGCGUGUUCCUCCAGCUCGGACAAUGGUUACUACCAUCCUAUCUACCCGCCAGGAUAUUACUCUCCGACCAGACGGUUCUCCUGCUGUUCUGGGCCCGGAUCCUCUUCUGGUUCAGGAAACGAGUGCAUCUCUGCAAUGUACAGCCCCGUGCGUCGAGGUUCAGCAGAAUGCGGCCCAUUCCUGCGGAGACUGUCCGGAUGCAGCCGAGAUUCAGGCUUCGAGAUCAGUCCUAGGAGACUGUCCUCUUGUUCUUCUGGCUCCGAGACUGGUUUUUGUCGUCCGAGAAGUAAUAGCGGAAUCGUUAUGGCCCACCUUCCGGAAAACGUAACGAGGAUGCCCUCGGGUCCGGACGGUACCCGUGGCUUCGGCAGACUUAAAUUGAACUCUAUAGCCACGUCCGUGGAACCCACCUGUUAAAUAGUUCAUCUUUUGUUCAUACAUGUUUAUACCGAUCACUAUUGUUCCUCUCAAUGUAGAAUUUAUUCACCGUCUGAUACUUUUCAGGAACGUAAAUGAAACUCCAGAAUAGUCUGAAAAACUGUGUAAGGGAAAACAGUUCCAUUCAUUCUGUCAAAAUAAGGUGGAAUAUAUCGUAGAAGUGUUUAUCUCUAACAAUUCUGCUAUUUUUGCUAAAAAUAGGGUAUUGCUUUUUUAAGGCAAUUCGUGUACUACCGAGUAGCUAUGGCAAAUCAAUAUUUUUUUGCGAUGAGGUAGGAUUGUCAGCGAAAACAUUCCUGCAGGUCAUUUUAAGUAAGAAACAGCAACUCCUUCGGGAUUAUAGAAAGUAGUUGCAUUGCCAAUGUGAUGGAUAUGACGUCUUAUUGAAAAACGAAACUUCGUGGCCUUGAAGGGGUUGCUGGUUCUGAUUUAGAGUAUUACAUUAACUAUGUCCGGAUUUCUUUUGCGGCAUUCUUUUCGGGCAUUAUUUUCUGUCACUUAUUCCUAUUGUAUUGUUGAUUCUAUAUUUACCGUAUCAUAGCAUGUAAAUAGUUAUGUACAUUAGUGCGAUGUCAAAGCUUUGUAUUACUUUUAAGAACAAAUACACGACCGUCAUGGUAU
Messenger RNA from Orussus abietinus, 2528 nucleotides. RefSeq names its product la-related protein 6 (gene Achl). NCBI's taxonomy places the organism in Eukaryota, Metazoa, Arthropoda, Insecta, Hymenoptera, Orussidae. Bases 180 to 1886 code for a protein of 568 amino acids. Gene Ontology annotation, biological process: RNA processing. The record is from RefSeq and is a predicted model, not a curated record. Gene Ontology annotation, molecular function: mRNA binding. Gene Ontology annotation, cellular component: nucleus. The transcript is spliced from 3 exons.